Molecule: messenger RNA, 2058 nt
Organism: Rotaria sordida
Lineage: Eukaryota; Metazoa; Rotifera; Eurotatoria; Philodinida; Philodinidae
Source: the annotation of a GenBank genome assembly
AUGAAUAAAAGUAACACAAAUUUGAAACGAACACAUACAAUUGAAGAUUCAAAACAUGCACCAGCAAAAAGACAAUUUCGAAAUGAAAAUGAAAAACGUCGUCGUGAUUUAUUUAGUCAAUUAGUUGCUAAUUUAGAAGAUAUUCUUAAUAUUGAGAAAAAAUCUUCAUCAGAUGAUCAAAUAAAUAAAACAUCAUCAUCAUCAUCAUCACAAACAAAUAAAUUAGAUAAAGCUUCGAUUUUAUGUGAAACUGCUAUUUAUUUAAGAAAACAUCAUCAUAAAUUAACAAUUGAACCAACAACUCCUUCAUCAAGUUCAAAAAGAACAGUUGAUCAAAUAAAUGAUACGAUUGAUUUUUCUUGGAAACCACCAUCAAAUAUUCUUAUUAAUGAAGAAUGGAUUCAAACAACAAUUGAAUCAAUGAAUUGUUUUUUUCUUGUUACUAAAUCUGAUCCAUAUAAUUGUCAAAUAGUUUAUGUUUCAAAAAAUAUAAGUUCAUUACUUGAUUAUUCUCAAAAUGAACUUCUUAAUCGUUCCUUAUUUGAAUUUAUUUCACCACGUGAUCAUGAUCAUUUACGUGAUUACUUUUUAAAAGAUCAUAGAGUAUUAUCACCAUGUGAUUUAUCAUGGAAACGAGCAGGAACUGAUGAGCAUGAACAAUGUACAAUAAUUGGAGCAUUUCGACAAAAAAAUAGAGAAAAAGAAGAAAAUGAUGAAAAAUAUUUAAUGUCAAUUGUUAAAGUAAAUACAUUGGAUAGAACAAUUCUAAUUAAUAAUUUUAAUUCAAUUAAUCAAUUUACAACUCGUUUAAAUCUUCAUGGAAGAUUUAUUCAUAUUGAUUCCAAAGCUCGAGAAUUUCUUGGUUACAGUUCAUAUGAAUUAAUUGGUCAUACACAUUUUGAUUUUGUUCAUCCUGAUGAUUUACCAAUUAUUGUUCAAGCACAUCAAAUAUGGAAAACAAAUGGAAAUGGUAAAAGUGAACCAUAUAGAUUUUUAAGUAAAGGUCAACAAUGGAUUUAUCUUCAAACACAUUGUCAAGUUCAAAUAAAUAGUUGGACGGGAAAACCUGAAAGUUAUCUUUGUACAACAUAUCCUUUACAAAAUUCAAGUGAUUCUUUACAAAAACCAUUAUCAUAUAAAUCACUAUCUUCUCAAACGGCUAAUUAUUCGAUUCAAGCUCCUUUAACAACAACAACAAAUACAACAUCAAAAUCAAGUUCACAAAAAAGCGAUUCUUCAUCCGAUACUCAAAUAAAGUCAUUUUUAUCUCAUCUUGGAAAUGAAACAUAUCGAAGAAAUAUUCGAGAUAAAUUAAAUGAACAUCGAUUACAUAAACAAGCUGAAAUACGUGUUCGAGAAGACGAAAUUAAAAUAAUUGAAGAUAUUGUUCAAUUUAUUAAUGAAUUUGAAUUAAAACGUUCAACAAAUCUUUCACCAAAACCGUUAAAUCCUUCUUUACCUAUUUGUGUAACAACAACAACACCAACAACAACACCAACAACAACAACAACAACAGCAAUUAUCGAUUCAACAUCUCAAAUAAAUCAAGAAGAUUCUACGAAUGAAAAUAAUGAAUUGAAAACAACUAAUAAUCGAACAGUAUUAAGUUCCGCAUCAUUAAUUGGUACUAUUGAUGAAUUAUCUCUUCAAUCUUCAUCAAUGAAUUAUCGUCAGAAUUCAUCAACAGAUAAUCCAAAUAUUCGUUUAUCAAAAGAUGAAAAUUUAUUUGAUACAUUAACUAAUUCAUUAUUUUCACCUCAACAAGGUACUUUUUGUUUAUCAUCACCAAUAACAUCAUUUUCAAUUCUCUCGCAUUCAUCACCAGCAACUUCAAUUAUAUUAUCUAUUUCACCAACAUCAACACCACCACCAUCAACACUAACAACAACUGAAUUAUCACCAUCAAAUAAUUAUAGAACAAUAAAUAAUGAUAACGAUAUUAUAUUAUCUUCAACAGAAUCAAUAACAACAAAUCCAAAUUCAAAUAUGAUUCCAACAGAACAACCUCCAAUAAAGUCAUCCUUUAAUCGUUCAUUACCACAUAGUCUUGUUUCGUGA